This is a messenger RNA of Aplysia californica (California sea hare), 2153 nucleotides long. RefSeq lists its product as uncharacterized. Lineage: Eukaryota; Metazoa; Mollusca; Gastropoda; Aplysiida; Aplysiidae. The record is from RefSeq and is a predicted model, not a curated record. Gene Ontology annotation, cellular component: membrane. The transcript has 7 exons. The coding region runs from base 340 to 1431 and encodes 363 amino acids.
UGCGGAAGGACAACUUUGGUGAUGCUGACUUCAAUUCCGCUUACGAAAAGAAGCAAAAAUUUUGCAAAACCACGGUUCACCGUUAUUAUUCCUGUGUUGUGAGCAAUGUCUACCGGAAGGCUCUAGACACAAAUGAUGGCGGCGAGAUGAAAUAACAACUUCCUGUUGCCCGCGGCUUCCCGUAUUCCCAGCGAGAGUUGGAGAGUCUGUGGCCGGGGACAGUAACAAGGGGAAAUAACCUUCAUCGCUCAAGGGAGGUAAUCAUCCAGUGGGAGUCGGUGCGUUAUCGCGUAGAGCUUUAUACAAGGACGAAAAAGGACACUCCUCUUGUUUCCUGUCAUGGAGUCAAUCCAGAGACGAUCUCACGAGAACGAAUGGGUCGGGACUCUUCAAGAAGACUUCAGCUUGGCCACACAUCACGUGAUCAACUUUUCCACCGCUCUAUACCACCCGUGGGGAAGUCAGGCCGGAAAUGCUGCUGCCGCCAUCUUGUACACCGCGUGGAUUUCCGCAGCAAAUGUUUUUCUCAUCUUUCUCCUGAUUACGAAUGUGAAACUUCUAAACAGUCGCCAGAACAUCGUUCUCCUUCACAACGCAGUGACAGACUUGGCUGUGGGCGUCUUCUACUGCCCUCUGACGGCAGACUUCUUCGUCCGAGGCUACUGGGCGCACGGAUGUGGCAGCUUCUUCGUCUGGUUCACCUUCGUCUUCCCGCUCACAUUUCUCACCACGCACUCCAUCUUGCUCCUGCUCACCAUGAGGAUACUUCCCGUUUGCUGCAGGCGCGUGUUCGUGGUGUUCAAGACUCUCGCCAGGAACUGUGUGUUCGGCGCUGUGUUUGUGCUCAUGUGGGCCUACCUGGCGGCCAUCAGCGCCGCUCUCAGUGCAGGCAGACAUGACAAUGUGCACAUCGCCAUUGCCCAGGGGGUAGUGUGUCGAGCCCUGGUCGCUACAGAGGGUGGGAUCGUUAUCAACGUUCUCGUCUUCUUCCUGCCCGCAGCACUGGCCAUGCUGGUCUUACUGGCAAAUGUGAUCAGAGAGAAGACAGCACUUGCCACUCCGAACGUCCAACUUCGGCUGGAGUCCGACACAGAGCAAUGCACCGCCCUGCCCAUCUCCGUUCUGUCCCUUAUCACCAUCUUCACCUGCCUCCUCCCACUCCCAGCCUUCCUCAUCACUACUGCCAUGGCUGGCGGGGCGUGUUCUGACGUCACGUGUCUGGCUUGGCUCCUCCCACUGGGCACGGUGGCUGACUGGGUUCUCUUUGCCAAGUCGGGGCUAGUGCCCGUGGCGCUGUUCCUGGCGCCGGAUUUCCGGUCGGCCAUGAUGGGCGCUUUGCAUCACUUCCGGAGGCUCCCGACCUCUGAUACUCGGGACCUGGUGGCGAACAUGGACGAUCCUGAGGAUGAUACACCCUUUUCAACUAUGUAGGAGGGUUUCAACACUCAAGCACAUCCUACAAGAACUCUGACGCUUAACUUGAAUUGAGAGAAAAAUCGGAGUCCGCAUUUUUAAAAACCUAUUCUUCGAGUGCAAAUCCUGUAAUUGCAUUGUCUCUCAGAGAAGGCUUUGCUAAAUCGUACGUGUAAUAACAAUUCUCGUAAGUAAUUCUUAUCAUACUAAUGCUCAUCCUCAUCCUUACCCUCCUCUUCCUCACCCCCUUCCCUCUCAUCAUCAUCAUCAUCAUCAUCAUCAUCAUCACCAUCAUCAUCGCCAUCACCACCAUCAUCAUCAUCGUCAUCCUCAUCCUCAUCAUCAUCAUCAUCAACAUCAUCAUCAUCAGCAUCAUCGUCAUCAUCAUCACUGUAGACAAAGCAGAGUAGGGAGGGAGAGUCUUGAUUAAUGUUCACUCAGAAAAUAUGAAUUAGAAAUCCAAAAAUAAAUUUGUUCAUUAAAACGGCCCAACAUUUCGUCUCGAUGGCUUCUUCAGGAGCACCAUCAUCAUUAUCAUCAUCAUCAUCACCAUCAUCAACCGCAACACCACUAUUGCGACCAUAAGCACGAUGAUCACUGAUAUCCCCCCCCCCUCCCCCUCCUUUCCCGCUCAAGGGUCAAAAGCUCACGCCUUCCAGCGUAUUGUUUUUUUUUAUCCCCCCUUUGUUUUUCCGCCUUUUCCUGAGUUCUGUCCCAACCCGCCAAACAUAUUAUUAUAA